AUGAUUAAACAAGAAUCAAAUUCAUCUGAAAAAAUCAUUGAAUAUAGUUAUCCAUUAUUAAAUGAACCAAUUGAUGAACGUUGGUCAAAUCUAGGUAGAUUAGCAUUACCUAAUGGUGUACAUCAAAGAGAAAAUGAUUUAAUUUAUUUUCAUUUUUCAUCACUAAAUAAUCAAGAUGAUUAUUAUAAAACAUUAUUUGGUAUUGCAUCAUAUAGACAAAUUGAUGCUAAUACUGUUACUAAUAAAGAUGCUGAUAUAACAUAA
Messenger RNA from Rotaria sordida, 264 nucleotides. The record is from the annotation of a GenBank genome assembly. Lineage: Eukaryota; Metazoa; Rotifera; Eurotatoria; Philodinida; Philodinidae.